Molecule: messenger RNA, 1409 nt
Organism: Anarrhichthys ocellatus (wolf-eel)
Lineage: Eukaryota; Metazoa; Chordata; Actinopteri; Perciformes; Anarhichadidae
Gene: metap1
Product: methionyl aminopeptidase 1
Exons: 11
Coding region: 46-1209 (387 amino acids)
Biological process (GO): proteolysis
Cellular component (GO): cytosol
Molecular function (GO): metalloaminopeptidase activity
Source: RefSeq, a predicted model, not a curated record
CUGUGGCUGCUUCUACGCGACUCCACCCCUCCGGCAGUCGAAGGCAUGGCGAGCACCGAGGCUAGAAGGGAGUGUGAGACAGAAGGCUGCAGCAAGGACGCCAAACUUCAGUGUCCCACAUGUAUCAAGCUCGGUAUCCAAGGCUCCUAUUUCUGUUCCCAGGAAUGUUUCAAAGGGAGCUGGGUGUCGCACAAGUUGCUGCACAAAAAAGCAAAGGAGGACAAGAACCAGAAUGAAUCCCAGAACUGUGUGGAGAAUGACAUCAACACGGACCCAUGGCCCGGCUACCGCUACACGGGGAAGCUACACCCUCACUACCCACUGACUCCCAUGAGGCAUGUGCCCGGUGACAUCCAGAGACCUGACUAUGCGGAUCACCCCAGAGGGAUCUCCGAGUCCGAGCAGUUCCUGAAGGGGACGUCACAGAUCAAGAUCCUUUGUCCCGAGGACAUCGAAGGCAUGCGGGUAGUGUGCAAGCUGGCACGAGAAGUCCUGGACAUCGCAGCCGAGAUGGUGAAAGUGGGCGUUACGACGGAAGAAAUCGACCACGCUGUACACUUGGCCUGCACAGCCAGGAAGUGCUACCCUUCCCCUCUCAACUACUACAACUUCCCCAAAUCCUGCUGCACGUCUGUCAAUGAAGUCAUCUGCCACGGCAUCCCAGACAGAAGACUAUUACAAGAAGGAGAUAUUCUCAACGUGGACAUCACAGUCUACCACAAUGGUUUCCAUGGGGACCUCAAUGAAACCUUCUACAUUGGCGAGGUGGAUGAAGAGGCAAAGAAGCUGGUUCAGACCACAUACGAAUGCCUUAUGCAGUCCAUCGACUCUGUGAAGCCUGGCAUCCGCUACAGAGAAUUAGGUAACAUCAUUCAGAAGCAUGCUCAGGCCAAUGGCUUCUCCGUGGUGCGGAGCUACUGCGGCCACGGCAUCCAUAGACUUUUCCACACCGCUCCCAAUGUGCCACAUUAUGCCAAAAACAAAGCAGUUGGAGUAAUGAAGCCUGGCCACGUGUUCACCAUUGAGCCCAUGAUAUGUGAAGGUGGCUGGCAGGACGAGACGUGGCCCGACGGCUGGACGGCGGUGACCAGAGACGGGAAGCGCUCGGCUCAGUUCGAACACACCCUGCUGGUGACGGAGACCGGCUGUGAGAUCCUCACCCGCCGCAUGGAGGACAACGGUCGCGCUCACUUCCUCAACCAAAUGUAGGCCGGACUUGAACGCACCAAGGACUGGACUUUCCAGACACUGACACCCAGCACCUCUGGGCCCCGCACACAUGCGCGCACAUUCACAUAUAUACACACACACACACACACACACCUCAAACAAGAGGCACCACCCCUUGAGCUCAGUUUAACUGCGGCUCUCAUUGUUCUUUGAAUUAAAUAUCGGUUGCUCAAAUUAAA